AUGAUGAGCUUUUCGGUAUAUUAUUACCUACCAUUAAUUUGCUUCAGCAUAACAAAUACUAAAGCAGAUUUAUCAAGAUAUUAUGAUACUUAUGAAUGCAACGAGCCACUGGUAGAAGGUGCUAAACUCACUGCAACUUCUAGUUUAAGGGAAAGGGGGCCGGAGAAUGCUAAGCUGUAUGGUUUGAACGCGUGGACAGCAUCUGAGAAUGAUUUCGAUCAGCAACUAGUGAUCGACUUGGGAACUGUGAAGAACAUAACUCGAGUAGCAACUCAGGGCAGAGCUCACUCUCAGGAGUUUGUUCAAGAAUACCACAUCAGUUACGGUUCCAACGGUCUUGACUAUGUACGCUACAAAGCUGCAGGGGGUGAAGUUAAGAUGUUCGAAGGUAACCAUGACGGUAACACGGUGGUUAAAAACGAGUUCGAGGUGCCGAUCAUAGCGCAGUACAUCCGCAUCAACCCCAUGCGCUGGCGGGACAAGAUCUCCAUGAGGGUCGAGGUCUACGGCUGCGACUAUGUGGCGGAUACAUUAUACUUCAACGGGACAUCGCUGGUGAAAGUGGACCUCCUGCGCGACCCCAUCUCGGCAACGCGCGAGACGGUCAAGUUCCGCUUCAAGACGAGCGUGGCUUCCGGCGCGCUCAUGUACUCGCGCGGCACGCAGGGCGACUAUAUCGCUUUGCAGCUGAGGGAUAACCGCCUUGUGCUCAACAUUGAUCUGGGCUCGGGCACAUCCACAUCACUAUCCGUCGGCAGUUUGCUAGACGAUAACAUCUGGCACGAUGUAAUGUUAUCGAGGAACCGACGCGACAUCAUGUUGACAGUGGACCGCGUGGUGGUACGCGGAAGAAUCAAAGGAGAGUUCUCUAGGCUUAACCUAAAUAGAGCGAUAUACAUAGGGGGUGUGCCCAAUUCUCAAGAGGGCUUAGUAGUGACGCAAAACUUCACAGGGUGUGUGGAGAACAUGUAUCUUAACAACACAAAGGUUAUUGAGGAGCUUAAACAGGGCUACGAGAGCGGAGAGGCCUUUAAGUUUCAGAAAGUUAACACCCUGUAUGCUUGUCCUGAGCCACCAAUAGUACCAGUGACAUUCCUCAAAGAGGGAUCAUACGCCAAACUGCGCGGGUACUCCGGUGGGACUACGCUCAAUAUUUCCCUCGAAUUCCGAACAUAUGAGCUCCAUGGAUUGCUCAUUUACCAUAAGUUCAAGAGUGAAGGAUACGUAAAGGUUUUCCUAGAAGAAGGCAAAGUAAAGGUGGAGCUAUACAACGAAGGCUCAUCCAAAGCGAAGCUAGAUAACUAUGCGGAGGAGUUCAACGACGGGCGAUGGCAUUCUCUGCUGCUCACCAUGGCGCCGGACAGUCUUAUCCUUUCGGUGGACUACCGACCUGUUAAAACUACGAAGAAACUGAGGUUCUUUACUGGAAGUACAUUUUAUAUUGCUGGUGGCAAAGCCCCGCCCCGCGGCUUCAUCGGUUGCAUGCGCAAGAUUGCAGUGGACGGCAACUAUCGCCUACCAACCGACUGGAAAAAAGAGGAGUACUGCUGCCCCAAUGAAGUCGUCUUCGAUGCUUGCCACAUGAUUGACAGGUGUAACCCCAACCCGUGCGAACACAACGGAGUGUGCACGCAGACUGCGGAGGAGUUCACGUGCGACUGCGCAGCCACGGGGUACGCCGGGGCCGUCUGCCACACGUCACUGCACCCGGUAUCGUGCGCGGCCUACCAACAAGCGGGCGGCGCGGGCGGCGCGGGCGGCGUCGCUCAACAAUCCUCCACACAUCUCAUGCUGGACGUCGACGGCUCCGGGCCCCUGCCGCCCUUCCCCGCCACCUGCCAGUUCUACUCGGACGGGCGUAUAUUAACCUCAAUCCAGCACUCGGCAGUGCAGAGCUCUCAGGUGGACGGCUACCAGGAACCGGGCAGCUUUAGACAAGAUAUUACAUACGACGCGUCGCGCGCGCAGUUGGAGGCUCUGCUGAACAGGAGCCACACCUGCAGUCAACGCCUGGAGUAUCUGUGCAGGCAUUCCCGACUGCUCAAUUCCCCCAGUGACGAAACGAACUUCCACCCGUUUGCGUGGUGGGUGUCCCGCAGUGGACAGCGCAUGGACUACUGGGCGGGCGCCACGCCGGGCAGCCGCAUGUGCCAGUGCGGCGUGCUGGGCUCCUGCGUCGACCCCACCAAGUGGUGCAACUGCGACGCUGAGUACAGCCCCCUGUCCACCGAUGAGUUCCAAAUCGAUGGUGGUGAUAUAACGGAGAAAGAGUUCUUGCCGGUCAAACAGCUGCGUUUCGGAGAUACGGGCAGUCAUCUGGAUGAAAAACAGGGACGGUAUUCUCUGGGACCGCUGCUGUGCGAGGGAGACGAUCUAUUCAGCAACGCAGUGACCUUCCGCAUAUCGGAUGCCGUGAUAACCCUGCCGACCUUCGACCUGAGUCACAGUGGAGACAUCUACUUUGAGUUCAAAACCACCAAGGAGAAUGCCGUCUUGCUACACUCUAAGGGCCCGCAAGACUACAUAAAGCUGUCCAUCAUCGGCGGAGACCAGCUCCAGUUCCAGUUCCAAGUGGGGGACACUCCCCUUGGAGUAUCCGUGGAAACCAGCAACAGACUCGCUGACAACAAGUGGCAUUCCGUCUCCAUUGAGAGGAACAGAAAAGAAGCACGUGUAGUAGUGGACGGAGCGUUAAAGAAUGAGAUCCGCACAGCUAAAGACCCGGUGCGGGCUUUGCACCUCACGACCGCGCUGGUGCUGGGCGCGACGCUGGACAGGAAGGACGGCUUCGUGGGCUGCAUGCGGGCCAUGCUGCUCAAUGGCGUCCCGGUUGACCUGCGCUACCACGCCAGGCGAGGAGUGUACGGCGUAUCGGAGGGCUGCACGGGCAAGUGCGAGUCGUCCCCGUGCCUCAACAACGGCACGUGCCUGGAGGGGUACGACUCGUACGGAUGCGACUGUCGCUGGACCGCCUUCAAGGGACCCAUCUGUGCUGACGAGAUUGGUGUAAACUUGCGGCCGAAUUCGAUGGUGAAGUAUGACUUCCUUGGAUCCUGGCGCUCCACCAUCAACGAGAAGAUUCGGGUGGGCUUCACCACCACCAACCCCAAGGGCUUCCUUCUUGGCUUCUACUCCAACAUCUCUUCGGAAUACCUCACCCUCAUGGUGUCUAAUUCUGGACAUCUCCGAGUGGUAUUCGAUUUCGGCUUUGAGCGUCAGGAGAUCAUCUUCCAAGGCAAACACUUCGGUCUGGGCCAGUACCACGAUGUUCGCUUGUCCCGAAAGGAUAGCGGCGCUACUAUGGUUUUACAGGUGGACAAUUACGAAACCCAAGAGUACCACUUCAACAUCCGCGAGUCAGCGGAUGCGCAGUUUAACAACAUUCAGUACAUGUACAUAGGUCGCAACGAGACUAUGUACGAAGGCUUCGUCGGCUGCGUCAGCAGAGUGGAGUUCGAUGAUAUCUACCCUUUGAAGCUGCUGUUCCAGCAGGAUCCCCCGCCCAACGUCAGGUCUAUUGGAGGUCAACUCCACGAAGACUUUUGCGGUGUGGAACCAGUCACUCACCCCCCGGAGCCCGUGGAGACGCGCCCCCCUCCUCCUGCUGACCUGGGGGAUGACCUGGACUUCCACAGCACCGAUGAGGCCAUUCUUGGCACGGUGCUGGCGUUCAUCUUCCUGCUGCUGAUUGUCGUGGCGAUCGUGCUAGUGCGGGCCUUGUCGCGCCACAAGGGAGAAUAUCUCACACAGGAGGAGCGUGGUGCGGACGGCGCGGCUGACCCGGACGCGGCAGCCUUGGCCGCAGCCACUGGCCCGCGCGUCACCAAGCGCAGGGAGUUCUUCAUCUAGCCGCCACGCGACACCCACUCCACCACCCUCUCACUUACUCACCACACACGUCACCUGUUUGCCUUUACGCUGUAUCGCUGUUGCGGCUAACGGGAUUCGGUUUUUGAUUUGAAGCCUCUAUAGCUCAAUAUAAUAAUUAAAAUACAGGGUGUAACGAGAACGCUAGCAAAACGAAGACAAGCGAUAAAAAACGCAAACAAAAUCCUGUAUUUUUAAAACUUCACAAUAUAUU
Messenger RNA from Maniola jurtina (meadow brown), 4081 nucleotides. It is a transcript of the gene Nrx-IV, whose product is annotated as neurexin-4. The transcript has 25 exons. Bases 1 to 3849 code for a protein of 1282 amino acids. NCBI's taxonomy places the organism in Eukaryota, Metazoa, Arthropoda, Insecta, Lepidoptera, Nymphalidae. The record is from RefSeq and is a predicted model, not a curated record.